This is a messenger RNA of Prorocentrum cordatum, 993 nucleotides long. Lineage: Eukaryota; Dinophyceae; Prorocentrales; Prorocentraceae. The record is from the annotation of a GenBank genome assembly.
GAGCUGAUCCCCGUGACCUCCUUCCAGUGCCCCGUUUGCGAGUUCGACGGCUCGAGCUUCAACGAUUUCUGUGAACACUUGUGCACACAUCUUCCUUGUCGGCCGCUCCCAUACGUUGCUGAUGUCCGAGAACGUGCAGCAGCAGCUGCCCGUGGAGCCUCUCUCGUGGUUCAGUGCUCCGACGGCCCAGACAGCCGGCGUGCAGCGUCCAGGCGAAGGAGGCGAGGGGGACCAGCCGUCACGCAGGCGCGCCGACAAAGAGAAGGGAGCAGGCGUGUCGAAGGCCAACGACAGGUUGACACUCUCCUUGGCUCGCGAGGCCGCGGAUCUCAACAGCGCCUUGUACCUCAGGUACGAGAUGCCCGACGCGUCGGUGGGCAUGGCGGCAGCAGGCAAAGCAGCGGGGGUGAAGUACAACAAUCACAGCGCCGAGAUGAAGAAGCUCGAGAAAGAAAGCCACUCCGUCGACCACAAACUUCGAGGGCCCUCGCACGCACACGUGGCAAGGGCAUGCAUCAUGCCCGGGUGCAGCAAGCAGUUCGCGGAGGGCGCUCCGCCAGACCACGUGAAGUUGCGCGACAAGAUGAAGGAGUUUUACACCAACGAGAUCUUCGCCAAGGGCAUCACGGCGCAGAAGCUGGGCAGGGUGAUCCCGUACUUCAGGGUGCAGGUGCUCAAGGCGACGGACGGCGAGAAGCCCAAGGCCAUCAUCUCCUGCCACUUCCACCGCGACCUCAACAUCGGGCUCGCUCUCUCUCGCCAGCUCGAGGCGCUGAUGGAGUUCGAAGGCGGGGUCUACUUAGCAGGCGCGGCCCCACGCGGGCCCUUGGAGCGUAAAUUAGCGGAGGAGGUCGGACCGAGGGAGAAGCAGUAGUUCGCCCCAGUAGUUUUGACACAUACAUCGAAUUAGAAAUCGUUGAUGACCCUAGGGAGGCGGACGGCCAGCUGGAGUUGCCAGUUGUCCCUCCACUUCCCACUGAGCCUCUCCAGGGA